AUGAAAUGCGCUAAGCUACAUCUCCAAGAAAGAUCUAAGACAAAAAUGAACAAGGUGCACAAUGAAAAGCCGAGGAGAUUCUGUCAGAAACGAAUGGUCGAUCCGGCACACGAAGAAGAUUCACGUUGGACGGACGCUUAUGAAAGGUUUCAUAAGAACUGUGAUAUAAAUGAAACGUGUGAUAACGGAAAGAAAUUACAAGAACGUGACGAUUUGUUUCUAUCAGUACAAAACUUACGGUUUCAAGGAGAGGUUGAGCAAAAUAGAAGACCUAGGACUAGCUUCAAGUAUAAGAUUUUACCUGACAGCCGAAAACACAGAAUGUUUGUUAAGCAGACUGUAGAAGAUUCAUAUUUAUCUGAGGCGCGAUCUUCUGUUCUUAGCGAUUACGAUUACAAUUAUACAAAAUACCUUCUAAAUAAUGAUCAAUCACGACCGUCAUCAAGUAAAUCAAGCAUUAUUUUAUAUUAUUUAAACAAUAAAUUCAAGGAAAACAAAGCGACACAAGUUGACAUAAAAAACAGUAACGUAAAGAAAAAACCAAUCAACGAAAAGUUAAAGAAAAUCAAAAAAUGUGAUAUCAAGCCAGACCUAACAAAAGACAUUAAGCUUACUGAAAUUGAGAACAAUACUGUAGAUACAAAAAUCACUUAUCGCAAGAGGGGAAAGAGAAAAAGUCUUACUAUAUCUAGGACCGAUUGUCCUGCGACCGUUCAAGUUAUUAGGGUGGAUGUCGUUUGUAAUUACAGCAGUAGUUCUACGAUGUCCGAUUAUGAUGAAUGUAGAAAGGAAGCCACGCCCGCAGAACAGGAGGACAAAGAAAAUAAAAUGGUAAAACCAAAUUUGUCUCAUUUCGAUAAGAAAUAUGUCCUAACGAACACAGUUAAAACUUUAGACGAGAACGUAACAGGUGCUAAAGUAACGUUAAUGUGCAAAACUUUUAAGCUGACGGAACGAUCAAAAGUAUUUUUAGAUAGGAAACCAAUAAAUCCAGUUACUGUAAAACCAAAUAAAAAAUCACACAAUAAAAUUAACACUAUAUCAGAAGACACAAAAAGACUAUAA
Messenger RNA from Melitaea cinxia (Glanville fritillary), 1065 nucleotides. RefSeq lists its product as uncharacterized. NCBI's taxonomy places the organism in Eukaryota, Metazoa, Arthropoda, Insecta, Lepidoptera, Nymphalidae. Bases 1 to 1065 code for a protein of 354 amino acids. The record is from RefSeq and is a predicted model, not a curated record. The transcript has 3 exons.